CCUUAUGAAUGAAAUUCCUGUAGUGAACAGAAGCCGAUAUUAUUAUUCUGAUCACAGCCUUUCUGAUUCACAGACUUGGGACUUGAUCAUGACUAUAGUGAGCACUUUUGACGUCAGAGCUGAGAUUUAUCAGCAGACCCAAUGGGGCAGAAUAUUAAGCGCAAGUCAGUCGUUCUGCCAACAUUAUUAGCAGUGUUAACCGAGGAAUAAACCUCAAUACCAAGGACUAUAGGACUGCAAAAAGACACUCUUGAUCGUCAGGCUUUGGGCAAAGGGGUAUCGGGAACUGCUAUGCUUCAUACCCUUGCCGCAGCUAUGAGCAACCAACUCCAAAAUACCUCUUCCUUAAAUACACUAAACUGGUUUUCGCAGGAAGGGAGAAACUCUACGACGGUCACAACUGCUGAUCUCCUGCCGGUGUCUGUGAACCCUUGGGAAAUCGUGUUGUGUGUGACUGGGACCCUCAUAGCCUGUGAAAACGCUAUCGUUCUAGCUAUUCUAUUCUACACACCCACUCUGCGGGCGCCCAUGUUCAUCUUAAUCGGAAGUCUAGCCUUUGCAGACCUGCUAGCCGGACUCGGCCUGAUUUUGAAUUUCACCUUCAUCUACCUGCUUCGUUCUGAACUUGCUUCUUUACUCUCCGCUGGGCUGCUAAUAGCUGCGUUUUCUGCCUCUGUGUGUAACCUCUUAGCAAUCACUAUAGACCGGUACCUGUCUUUAUACAACGCAUUGACGUACCACACGGAGCGGACAGUGGCAUUCACAUACACGGUGCUGGUGGUGUUGUGGGCGCUGUGCAUCACUCUGGGACUGUUACCCGCAUUGGGUUGGAACUGUUUGAAUGACGAGUCCUCCUGCAGCGUUCUGAAACCCAUCACCAAAAACAACGCGGCGGUCUUGUCUGUGUCUUUCUUAUUAAUAUUUGCCAUGAUGAUGCAGCUGUACCUGCAGAUCUGCAAAAUCGCCUUCAGGCACGCACAGCAGAUUGCGGUCCAACACCAGUUCAUGACCACUUCGCACGCCUCUUCCACCACGAAGGGGGUGUCGACGUUAUCCAUUAUUCUGGCGACCUUUGCUUUUUGCUGGAUUCCUUUGGCGAUGUACUCCCUGGUCGCAGACUACCGUUAUCCCAUGAUAUACACCUAUGCUACGGUCCUGCCGGCGACGUGUAAUUCGGUCAUUAAUCCUUUUAUUUAUGCCUUCAGAAACCCAGACUUUCAGAAGUCCCUCUGGGUGGCUUGCUGUGGCUGUAUUCCCACUAACUUCUCCUUGAGACCAAGGACAUCCAGUGAUGUAUAGUUCGAGUGGGCUUAUUACAGCAGGACUAUGGUUCUCAAGUACCCCUGGGACAUAUGCCGUGGGAACAACGUAUUUGGAUACGUUACACAAAAAUAAUAAUAACAAACAUAUGCACUUAAUGGGCUAGCUGUCGCUGUUUAUCGUACUGUCUUAAUCUGAAGUUCAAACUAAUAACAACGGAAGUGAGCAGAGCAACAAACUCCCUUUUCGUUAUUGCAAUUUGGUUUUCAUACGCAGUAAACGGCCCCUGUCUUUCAGCUGCCCCCACUACGUUGACAGAAGCUCGCUGUUCUGUUUCGGGGUUAAUUAACAGCUUCACAUCCAAGCUGACAGCAGAGUACUACACAUGUAUGGUGCACCUAUACAAAGGCCGACACUACUAGCGUAAAAACAAACAAACAAACAUCGUUUUACGCUUAAAAAAGAGCACGUGGUGGCUUUAAAGUCACUGGGCCACUGCAUUAUUUUUGUGGCGAAAAAACAAAACAGGAAACGUUACGAACCAAAUAAAAGUGUCGUGUGUCACUGUGCAAUGCUGAUUUCUGCUGAUGUAUCUCGAGGUGAAUUGCGGCCAUAAACAGUAAAUACAAUGACACUUCUUUAGACCCUCUGUGACCUACUGUGACCUUCUGCGGCAAUAUGUGUGUGUGUGUGUGCGCUUGUGUGUGUGUGCGUGUGCGUGUGCGUGUGUGUGCGUGUGCGUGUGUGUGUUUUACAAAGUGACGUCCCCACUUUGUAAAACACCUUUUUAAAAACUAAAUAUGCCUUCAUUUUUUUUUAAAGUGCCAAAAUGUUUAGUUUGUUGUCUACUUUCACCCUUUGUGGAGUUUUCUGAUUGGAGUUAGAAAUAGUAAAUAUAAAUAUAAUGAGAGUCAAUGAGCAGUCCAUAGGAAUGCAAACAUGUGUGUCUCAGUGUGUAUGUGUGCGUGUGUGUGUCUCAGUGUGUGUGUGCGUGCGUGUGUGUGUGCCUCUGUGUGUGUGUAUGUGUGUGUCUCAGUGUGUGUGUGUGUGUGUGUGUGUGUGUGUGUGUGUGUGUGUGUGUCUGUGUGCGCGCACUACAGUGGAAGUGGCUCAGUGACUUUAUAGCCACCUUGCAUAACACACCGUAAGCAUUUUACGUUUUAUAGAGGAAACAAGUUCAAUGCCAAGUGCAGUUUUCCUUGUUUUUAAUUACUUUAAAUAAACUACCUCCGUCUGCUUCUUGCCCCGGAGGGUUAAUGAAGUAAACAUGAGGGGCUAUUCGCUGUAACAUCGGAAUCCCUAUGGGUUGCAUUGACCACCUAGUAGUUAUCCCAGGGUUACCACCCCUAAAUUAGGUGGUUGAUGCAAUUCAGUAUGAUCCCCCAGUGCUGUCAAAUGCUCUAAACAACCCCAGCUGUGGUUAAUCCCCACAGGUAGACCAAUGCUAAUGCUUGCAUUACUUUGAUAACGUUUGUUUUCUGGAAUUUAAUUUAGAGCUUGGGCUCUGGCUUCACUAUACUGGGGCCUCUGUUUAAUUGAUCAUCAUUAUAUUCUAUCACUACUUUCUGUGCCAAGUACUGUAUGAAGUAUGUCAUUCAAUGUCAAUUUUAACCACAAUGCUAUAUGUACUAUACUAUAUAUUAAAGGUUCAAGAUACUCAUUUAUAUCAAAUUUAACAUGAUGUGUAAAGAACUGCAUAUACAUUAAUCAGUCAGCUUUAUUUACUGUACCGUUCCAUCCCCUUUCCAAAAAUAGUGAUUAUUCGGCAAAAUGAGAUCAUGCUGAUUUUCCAAUUCUGUUGGUGAAGUCUAAAUGAUAGACAGGUAUCCUCUACUAAGACAUGUGUUAUCUGCAGACCGCAAGCAGACUGCAGGAUACUGAAACAAUGCUUUAUGUCUGUCUGUCCAUCCUUCAUACUCCAUAACUCACAAACUAAGUAGGUUAUGGAGGUCUUUGUCACCCAGAUAGACUAAGGCAUAUACAAGGAUUGUGGGAAAUAUUUGACUUUUGACCUCAAGGUCAAGGUCACAGAACAUCAGGCCUAUUCUCUGUUUUUGACUUUCUCACCAUACGAUUAGAUACAAUUUGGAACUUGGUUGAAGUAAAUCCGUGAAGGCCAAGUUGGUCAAAACAGACUUUAAAUCUCCCUUUAUUAAAGUAUGACUGACCAAGGACCAAAACCACUGAUUCAAUAAUAACCUGCCAAGGAUUCUCAUUGUAAUUACAGUUUUUAACCACGAGAGCCCUCAAAUAUUACAGCAGCCUACUUUACAAUAAUAAAACUAAUACAAGACAUUUGCAAGAAAAAGCAAGGGCCAUCUUGAGGAGCUUUUGUGGUAAGUUAAUUAAUUUUUUUCAGAUCUAACUUUUCUAUAAAGCAUUUUCAAUAUGUGGGAUCUGUUUUGCAGGUAUAUACAAAAGCCAUUAUUAAAAUAUUAGUUUUCUUUUCAUUAAUUGCCUACAUAUUUCUCUACAUAGGAUACCUAAUAGUAAGAAUUGGAGGAGGGCUGUAGCUUUUGAUGUUGAAAAUCAAUUUUACAUUUUCAAAGAAUUGUAUUAGAAGCUGCAACAGCAAGCAUUUUGUAUCUUGUAAAAAUCAUGCAUGUCGAUUUCCUGUACCUACGACCAACCGAUUCAUUAAGUGUACCCACAAGAGAUAACGGGUGAGUAUAACAAAUAAACACAUGAUUAAAUAGAGGAUUGCUAAUAACAUUUUGUGACCCGUAGUCUUUACAAUAUUUCACUGUUUAACUGACCCACACGUCUGUCUGUCUGUCUGUUACACUCUUGAAUGGUAAGCACAGUAACUUCCUUGAUUGUGUAUCACUCUUCACUGUACUUUUUGUUUUUAUUAUUCAAUCCUAGCCUAUACGUUUGAGUAAUCUUUCACUUACUGUGCACUUAUUAUUACCCGUUUAUGAGGAUGUAUGUGCCUACACUGGUUUGUAUAUGAGGCAAUGUCUACAGAUACCAGAAUACAUGAUUCUAGAUGUGAUGAAGUCACCCCAGAAUUGAGAAUGGAAUGCAGAGAAAAGACUGCAAACUAAUUGGCACUUGGCAUUGUGCUAAUGCAAUGGGAAAUUAUAAUGUUCGAUUUGGGUAAUUGCAAUAUGAAAUACUUGAAAAACGAUUAUUUAAGAAUCCUUCAGUUGUAUAUUGUACAGAGGCACCUUUAUUCAGACAGUUAGCCUUUUUAUUAAUGUUAGUGUUCCUAUAGUUCAAUUUCUUUUUUUAAAAGAACUGUAGAUCUUUAACUGUGGUAAGGGUCUGAAUAUCUUUUGGUGCCUCUUUUGUUUAAUGUUGCAUUGGGUCCAGAUCGUUGUAUGGCAUUAAAUGGUGUAUUUUGUCAUCAAACUCGUUAAGUAGGAGCAGUCUAAUACUCCAGCUAUCUUUACUUGUAUCAUUGCUCGUCUUAGAAUCUGCUGAAUUUAUCUGUUUAUUUAGUCAUAUGUGUUUUUAAUAUUGUGUUUAAUAAAGUCACCAGUUUAGCAAGCUGAAUUUCUGUAAUAAUGCCAGUAAAAACAACAACAAAAAAACCGCACCCCUUAGUGGUCAUUUUUAUACCAGCCUCAUUGCAGAAAUCCCGCUUGUUCAGACUUGGUGUGACUUUAUUACACAUGUCAAAUACCCAUGAGUGCAGGAAAGGUAAUUAAUGAUUAUUAGGCACACUCAAAUGGUUAAUCAACUUAUUCACAAUUAAACAUUAUGCAAAUUCAGAGGGUAUAAUGUAUUAAUUUAGCUAGGCAAUAAUAUUCACUAGUAAUUACUAGGCUACUGUUAGAUAUACGUAUUUGUACUUGGUUAUAAAGCGUGACAAAAAAAAGUGUUCACAGUGUUUAUAAUGCAAUAUGCAAACACUGUUUCAAUGUCUAAUUUGAAGUUUCUCUGCCAAUAUUUUUAAAUCAAAUUUCUUAUUAGCAUUAUCACUUUCCUGUUUUUUACGCUUGCAAAUACAACGCUGCAGAUACACACACAAACACAAAAAGAUGCAACUGUUUCUUCAACGUAUCGAACCACUUCCUGAGGUCACAUGACCUGAUUGCCGCUAGACCAUUGGAGUGCUUUGAUAUAAGGAAGCAGCCGCAACUUUUAAUUCUACUGCGUUGUUGAAACAGCGGCAUAUUCCAAAUUGAAGUAUACAACAAAGAAAGACCAGUCACAGUAUUGCUAAUACGAACAUGGAUUGUAAAACCUUAGCUAGCCUUCCUUUAAGACUUUAUUUAAACCACCAAAACCGACUUUUAAAUAAAUAGACUCACAAAUUAAAGCUGGCGUUUCCCAUUAACUACUGUCAAUGAUGAUGCCAUCUAGUGACAGUAGAGGGAAGUACAUUUGAUAACUUUGUGUAUUUGUUCCAACUAAUGUUUUAAUUGUUACACCGAGCCUAUACAGUUGCCCAUAUCUGAUUUAUUAGAUGACUUGGUACGGUUAUGGAACUGGUCAGAUAUGUGGAGGUGUAGUUUAUUACACUGCUUCAGGAGCUUCACAAAGACCCAACAUAUCCAAUACAGGCAUAUUUCAUAAGCGCACAAUCACACAGCGAAACCUGUCAAAUAUUUCAUGGAAUCACAGGGUAUAUUCUGUUGGGAGCCCUCAAUAUUUUUGAAACAUGGAACUUUAACAAAUGUUUUGAGGAAUGUUUUUUUUUCUAAAAAAUCAAAGUUCUCAUUUUGAUGAAUGAAAUCGUUUGCAGUUAAUUGAACCUCUUUUCAACUAUUUUAGAGAAGUUUAUUCUCAUUUUAAAGUAUUAUUUGU
Messenger RNA from Acipenser ruthenus (sterlet), 6015 nucleotides. RefSeq names its product G-protein coupled receptor 12-like. Gene Ontology annotation, cellular component: membrane. Lineage: Eukaryota; Metazoa; Chordata; Actinopteri; Acipenseriformes; Acipenseridae. Gene Ontology annotation, molecular function: G protein-coupled receptor activity. The record is from RefSeq and is a predicted model, not a curated record. The transcript is spliced from 2 exons. Bases 292 to 1299 code for a protein of 335 amino acids. Gene Ontology annotation, biological process: G protein-coupled receptor signaling pathway.